Molecule: messenger RNA, 5933 nt
Organism: Drosophila kikkawai
Lineage: Eukaryota; Metazoa; Arthropoda; Insecta; Diptera; Drosophilidae
Gene: Ptp99A
Product: Protein tyrosine phosphatase 99A
Biological process (GO): protein dephosphorylation
Molecular function (GO): protein binding; protein tyrosine phosphatase activity
Source: RefSeq, a predicted model, not a curated record
UAAUUAAAAUGCAGCAGCAAUCAGUGACAAGUGAAAAGUUUUUGUUUGUGUUCGCUAACGGGCUAAGAUCAACGAUCCUCAUCGGGAAUAGAGCGCAACUCAGUGACUCAGAGAAGGUCUAGAGCGGGCAGAAAAUAGACCACAGCAAAAGCCUCGUACAAAAUGAUCACCUAAAGCCAAAAUCAGUGCAAAUACCAAAAAAAUCUAUACCAAAAAACAACUAAGAGAAGCAACAACUCCUAACUCAAACAUAGUUUAAUUGGCACUGGAAAUAAACAAAAAGAAUAUAUAAAUGUAAAUUGAUUUCUAAGCCCAAGGCUACCAAAGGCACAGCUAAACCGGGCGAGUAAAACCCAAAACCCCAAAAAUUCAACACCAAAAAAACGUAACGCAAACCACCGCAAAAAAUUGUUUUAGAUUAACAAAAAACAGGGAGAGAAAAGGAGAAAAAAAACACAACACAACCCAAACAAAAUACAAAAAUUGCAAUUUGCAUCAUCAACAAAAUGACGCUGUGCAUAUCGCCGGAAUACGGAAAUCAUCGAGGGCUCAUCAUUCCUAGCUUUGUGCUGCUCCUGAUUUCGGUCACCUUGCCAAUUACCCGGGCAGGACGCAUCUUUGACGUCACAAAUCUGGACUACGUUAAGGUAAAUGCCGAGGCGGGCAAAAACGUGACCAUUCCGUGUCCUGGGGUCAACGAGCACUCGCUGGUGGACACGCUUGUGUGGAAAACGGCGUCCACGACCAUUGCCCAGUUUGCCAAUCGGAUACCAUUGCUGCACAGUCCAAGGAUACAACUUUUAUCGGACAACUUUGGACUGCAGUUCACGCCCUCCUUGGCGAGUGAUACAUCGGAGUAUAUUUGUCUGGUAAACGAUCGGCAUAUACCAGAGGCUAUUGUCGAUUUACUAGUGCAAGAUGUGCCCGAUCCGCCGGAGCGUCCAUUGUUGAUAAGUUUCACAUCACGCUCGGUGAACUUAUCCUGGGCGCACUCGCAGCAUCCACGGAAUGCGCCCGUCACGCAUUUUAUUAUUGAAACGCGAGAGGGCGAGGAUGGCAUUUGGGAGCAGCUUGCCAGGAUCUACACAAAGACGAAUGCCACAUCAUAUCAGGUGACGGGACUCACGCCCUUCACCGUCUACAGCUUUCGCCUGUUGGCGGUCAACAAGCUGGGCAUCAGUCCGCCGUCCAAGGAGUCCUACUACAUAGUCACGCUGCGCGAGGCUCCCACGGGCAAGCCCAUACCCACGACGGCGCACAACACGUCCUCGACGUCGGUGUACAUCUCGUGGAAGCCACCGCCGCCGGAUACCAUACUGGGCGAGUUCCUUGGCUACCGCAUCACAUAUCGGCCUCGCGAUCGGGACCCCAACGAUACCAAGGAGAUCUACAUAAGGGACAAUACCGUGGAGAGUCAUGAAAUACAGAAUCUGCAGACAUACACGCAGUACAAGGUGACCGUGCAGGUGUUCAAUCCGGAGGGACUGGGACCGGAGACCACCAUUCUGGUGAUGACCGACGAAGGAGUGCCAAGCAAACCCCAGAAUCUCACCGUCUUGGAUGUGUCGGCCAACAGCAUCACCAUGUCCUGGCAUCCGCCCAAGAAUCAGAACGGAGCCAUUGCCGGCUAUCAUGUGUUUCACAUUCAUGACAAUCAAACUGGCGUGGAAAUUGUGAAAAACUCAAGGAACUCGGCGGAGACUCUAAUACACUUUGAGCUGCAGAAUUUAAGACCCUAUACCGAUUACCGUGUAAUUGUCAAGGCUUUUACCACUAAAAACGAGGGUGAACCCUCCGAUCAAAUUGCCCAGCGGACGGAUGUCGGAGGACCCAGUGCCCCUGCCAUUGUGAAUCUCACCUGUCACUCGCAGGAGUCCAUCACAAUACGCUGGCGAAGACCCUACGAAUUCUACAACACCAUUGAUUUUUAUGUGAUUAAAACACGACUGGCUGGCCAGGAUACGCAUCGGGAUAUAAGGAUAAAUGCCUCGGCCAAGGAACUGGAGACGGCGAUGAUCCUACAAAAUCUAACCACCAACUCUUACUACGAAGUCAAAGUGGCAGCCGCAACGUUCAGUGUCAUAAAUCCAAAGAGAAUAGUGCUGGGAAAAUUUUCGGAGUCAAGGAUUAUACAACUGCAACCGAACUGCGAGAAACUUCAACCUCUGCUGCGACAAUCGCAUAAUGACUACAACCUGGCCGUUUUGGUGGGCAUUAUCUUCAGCUGCUUCGGCAUCAUCCUGAUCAUCAUGGCCUUCUUCCUGUGGAGCAGAAAGUGCUUCCAUGCGGCCUACUACUACCUGGACGAUCCACCGCAUCAUCCGAAUGCCCCGCAGGUGGACUGGGAAAAUCCCGUCAAGAUCGGCGAUGAAAUCCGUGCCGCUGUUCCCGUCAACGAAUUCGCCAAGCAUGUGGCUUCUUUGCAUGCCGAUGGAGAUAUUGGAUUCAGCAGGGAAUACGAGGCCAUACAGAAUGAGUGCAUUAGCGAUGAUCUGCCAUGUGAGCACUCGCAGCAUCCGGAGAAUAAGCGGAAGAAUCGAUACCUGAACAUUACAGCUUAUGACCACAGCCGCGUCCAUUUGCAUCCCACCCCUGGCCAAAAGAAGAACCUGGACUACAUCAAUGCCAACUUCAUUGACGGCUACCAGAAAGGUCAUGCUUUCAUUGGCACCCAGGGCCCCUUGCCCGACACCUUCGACUGCUUCUGGCGGAUGAUCUGGGAGCAAAGGGUGGCCAUUAUUGUGAUGAUCACCAAUCUGGUGGAGCGUGGCAGACGCAAGUGCGACAUGUACUGGCCCAAGGAUGGUGUGGAGACCUAUGGUGUGAUCCAGGUCAAGCUCAUCGAGGAGGAAGUAAUGUCCACCUACACGGUUCGCACUCUGCAGAUCAAGCACUUGAAGCUCAAGAAGAAGAAGCAGUGCAAUACCGAGAAGCUGGUCUAUCAAUAUCAUUAUACCAACUGGCCGGAUCAUGGCACUCCAGAUCAUCCCCUGCCCGUACUGAACUUUGUCAAGAAAUCCUCGGCUGCCAAUCCCGCCGAGGCUGGGCCCAUAGUCGUGCACUGCAGCGCUGGCGUUGGUCGCACUGGAACCUACAUUGUCCUGGACGCCAUGCUCAAGCAAAUCCAACAGAAAUCGAUUGUGAAUGUCUUUGGCUUCCUGCGUCACAUUCGAGCACAAAGGAACUUCCUCGUCCAGACCGAGGAGCAGUACAUAUUCCUGCACGACGCUUUGGUGGAGGCCAUUGCCUCCCGGGAGACGAAUCUGCUGGCCGAGCAGGUGGAGGAGCUGAAGAACUGUACCCCGUAUUUGGAGCAGCAGUACAAGAACAUCAUUCAAUUCCAGCCAAAGGACAUACACAUUGCAUCGGCCAUGAAGCAGGUGAACUCGAUCAAGAAUCGCGGCGCCAUCUUCCCCAUUGAGGGCAGUCGAGUGCAUUUGACUCCGAAGCCGGGCGAGGAUGGCAGUGACUAUAUCAACGCCUCCUGGCUGCAUGGCUUCAGGAGAUUGAGGGACUUUAUAGUCACCCAGCAUCCGAUGGCGCACACGAUAAAGGACUUCUGGCAGAUGGUCUGGGACCACAAUGCACAGACUGUCGUGCUGCUCUCGUCGCUUGACGAUAUUAACUUUGCCCAGUUUUGGCCGGAUGAGGCCACGCCCAUCGAGAGCGAUCACUAUCGCGUCAAGUAUCUGAACAAGACGAACAAGAGCGACUAUGUGAGCCGGGACUUUGUCAUCCAGUCGAUACAGGAUGACUACGAGCUGACGGUCAAGAUGCUGCACUGUCCCAGCUGGCCGGAGAUGUCGAAUCCCAACAGCAUCUACGAUUUCAUUGUCGAUGUGCAUGAGCGCUGCAAUGACUAUCGAAAUGGACCAAUCGUCAUUGUAGACAGAUACGGUGGCGCCCAGGCGUGCACCUUCUGUGCGAUCUCAUCGCUGGCCAUCGAAAUGGAGUACUGUAGCACGGCGAAUGUUUACCAGUACGCCAAGCUGUACCACAACAAGCGGCCCGGGGUGUGGACCUCCAGCGAGGAUAUACGCGUCAUUUACAACAUACUUUCAUUUUUGCCUGGCAAUUUGAACCUGCUGAAGCGCACGGCGCUUCGGACUGAAUUCGAGGAUGUGACAACGGCCACGCCGGAUCUCUAUAGCAAAAUAUGCAGCAAUGGUAAUGUUCCACAGCAUGUCAUACUGCAGCAGCAGCAGCUAGGGAUGCAGCAGCAGCAGCAGCAGCAGCUGAAUCUGACCACACUCCAUGAUACACCGCCCGAUACUAAUCCAAGCCUAUCGCCCAUUCUGUCAUUGUUACCGCCCGCAGUUGUCCCGCUGUCCAAUUCAUCCACACCACCACCAACAUCACCAUCCCCACAGACCAUCAUUGAACUGCCCUCACCCGCUACUCCAACUGCAGCUUCGAAUACGGCCACAACAACACCAACAAUUCCAAUCACAACAACGACAACACCUUCACCACUCGCCUCCCCAAACAGUUUAACCCAUACUAAUGCCAAUUUCCAUACUGUUACUAAUGCCAAUGCUGCUAAACUCAUGGAACUCGAACUCAAUUUCGAACAACAACAAAUGCAACAUCAACAACAACAAAUGCUGGCCCGGAUUCAACAACAAACGCAACUUCAACAACAAUACAACACGCAUCAUCAACACAACAACGUUGUUGGUGAAAUGCUGAUGAAUCCCACAAUUCCUCCAACAACCGCCUUGGAAAUUGCACCAACAACCACACCCGCGUCGUCACCAACAACUGCAACGAUGGUCAACAACAAUAAUAUUGACAACAACAAUAUUAAUAAUGUCACAACCACAAAUGCAGCAGCGACAGAUGCUCAAAACUUAGAUAUUGUAGGCUAAACUAAAGAUAAAUUUACAGAGAGAAAAAUUUAAAUCAUUUUAUAAAUGUUUAAAUAUAAAUAUUUAAAUUUAAAAUUACAUUUAAAACCAUACGAUUACGUAUACAUAGCGAUGUAUUUAUUAACAUUUAAGUCGUUUAAGUGAGGAGAACAACACAUAAAUUAUUAUUCAUUCGCCGCGUAGCAAGCUCAUGUUUUAACUUUAAUUUAUUACGCUCAGUUGUUCUCUAUAUGUACUGUCUAAAUUAUUUCGUUUUUCUGUCAUUUUUAUACAUACCAUAUACCUUUAAAUUUAGGUUUUUAAUAUAACUAUUUUGUACAACCAUUUUAGUCAGAGGGGGAAAAAGUCAAUCGAAAAUAGUUUUGAGGCAAGGAAAGAGCAAAAGUUAAUCACAAAUUGAAACAAAUGGCAACGUAGCAAAAUGCACAAAUCGAACGAGAGUAGGUUUAAAAGAAAACACAGCAGACAUUUGUCUAUAUAAAAUAUAAAUAUAUAACAUACGCGUAAUGAUUCGUUAAUGCAGGUUAAAGCUGCACAACACACUUGUGCCAUGAUUUCUUAAGCUACCCACAAAGCAAGCUCCUAUUAAAGUAAUGAUUAUUAGUUGAAUUUAUCGAGUUAACUCUUUGCAUUUCGAAUUGAUUCAAUGUCCGUCCUAGUAUCUGUUACCUUUCCAGUUCUGUUUCUGUUAAGCUCCAUUUUGACAAAUUGGAAGGCGAAUUUAAUACAAAAAGAGCACAAAUAAACCGAAUUAGCAAAAGCACACACACAUCACUGUAAAUCCCCAAAGUAAAAUCAGCACCAAGAGCACGAGAAAACAUCACGGAAAUAAAUUUGUAAAUAGAAAUGAUAGGUCCAGGCAACUGCACUGGAUCCUAAGUAUACUCCUCUUCCUGCAAAAGCUAAGAAAGAAUAUUGUAAAAUAAACCCUACAGCGAUAAGUUAAUGUACAACUAAAAAUAAACGCAAGCAAAAAGUAUUACUAUAAAUAUAUAUAUAUAAUUAACAAUACAUGUGAAGAAGAGGGAGAUGAAAUAAUAGAGAGCCCCCGAAUGCAUAACUUGA